AUGGCCAGCGCGAAGCUCCUGUGCGUGGUGGCGGCGCUCGGCUGCCUGCUGGCGCCCCGGGUCCGAGCCAACAAGAGCUCUGAGGACAUUCGGUGCAAGUGCAUCUGCCCGCCGUACCGCAACGUCAGCGGCCACAUCUACAAGCAGAACGUGUCGCAGAAGGACUGCAACUGCCUGCACGUGGUGGAGCCCAUGCCGGUGCCCGGGCACGACGUGGAGGCCUACUGCCUGCUGUGCGAGUGCCAGUACGAGGAGCGCAGCACCACCACCAUCAAGGUGAUCAUCGUCAUCUACCUGUCGGUGGUGGGCGCGCUGCUGCUGUACAUGGCCUUCCUGAUGCUGGUGGACCCGCUGAUCCGCAAGCCGGACGCCUACACCGAGCGGCUGCACAACGAGGAGGAGAGCGAGGACGCCCGCUCCGUGGCUGCCGCCGUGGCCUCGCUGGGCGGCGCCCGGGCCAACACGGUGCUGGAGCGCGUGGAGGGGGCGCAGCAGCGCUGGAAGCUGCAGGUGCAGGAGCAGAGGAAGACGGUGUUCGACCGGCACAAGAUGCUCAGCUAG
Messenger RNA from Pipistrellus nathusii (Nathusius's pipistrelle), 561 nucleotides. NCBI's taxonomy places the organism in Eukaryota, Metazoa, Chordata, Mammalia, Chiroptera, Vespertilionidae. The record is from the annotation of a GenBank genome assembly.